This is a messenger RNA of Linum tenue, 2272 nucleotides long. Lineage: Eukaryota; Viridiplantae; Streptophyta; Magnoliopsida; Malpighiales; Linaceae. The record is from the annotation of a GenBank genome assembly.
CGUCAGCCGUUGCAAGUUAGAGCGUGGCGUCCGGCUGCUUGCUGGCCUGGGUGUACUGACUGAACUGACUGACACUCAGCGCAUUUAGGGUUCCAAAUUCCCAAUUCAUUAACUUGCCAUUUACGGCAAUUCAAAUUGAGUAUAUUAUGCUUCAAUCGCCGCUUUCAGGCCGUCAAAUUGUUCCGGCAUUUCCCUUGCGAACGUAACCUGCUCUGCUGCGAAACUCACUGGGAUCCUUAUCAUUUCUCACUCUCCUCUGGCGACUGGAUUCCAUUUCGUGAUUUUUUCGGAACCCUAAUUUGUCUCCUCAAUCUCUUCGAACAGAAGAAUUCCGGCCGGCUAGAUUGAUCUCCAUGGGGAAGGAGCCAAUGGAAACUGACGAGAAGGGCAAUGGAAAUACCCCAUCUAAAGCGAAAGGAUCUCGCUUCCCUCUGAGACCAGUUCCAUGUGAUGAGGCUGGUGAAGGGCUACCUUAUGCUCCUGAGAAUUGGCCUAAACCUGGAGACAUGUGGGGCUGGAAAGUUGGGAAACGACUAACCUACUCUGGAUAUCAUCUGGAUAGAUUCCUCUACCUCCCCAAAAGCCUUUGCCAUCUUGUGGGCGCUCCUGCUCGUGUAAAGAACGGUUUCGCAAGCAAGCUUUCUGUGCAGAGAUUCCUUCAAACGCAUUUCCCUGAUGCCAAUGUUGAGGCAUUCUUUGAUUCCUUUGUCUGGAGGAUCCCUUCUAGCCAGGCCGCCGUGAACAGACUUGCGAAUGGGAAUCCUUCUCUAACUAUUACAGGAGACAUUGAUAGCAGUGCCUUUCCUGUGCCCCCUUCAGCUACUUUAACCUUUAAUCCCCAAUCAGGUGGAGGCUGUAAGGCAGGAAAUAAGGGUUGCAGUAGUCUUGAAGGAGCAAUAGGCAGUAGUCCUCCUGUACCUUCAGUGCCUUGUGAUAUUUGCUGUACUGAGUCUGGUUUCUGCCGUGAUUGUUGUUGUAUUCUUUGUUCCAAAAUCAUUACUUCAUCACAUGGUGCUUACAAUUACAUCAAGUGCCAAUCUGUGGUGACUCCAGGCUGUAUAUGUAGUCAUUUAGCCCACAUUGAGUGUGCUCUGAGAACUUACAUGGCAGGAACUGUUGGUGGAAGUAUUGGCCUUGAUGCUGAGUACCUAUGCCGUCGUUGUGAUGCAAAAACUGAUAUGGUUCCACAUGCUGUGAAGCUCUUGCAAACUUGCAAGUUCAUAGAUUCUCGAGACGAGGUAGAGAAAAUAUUAAAUGUUGGCAUCUGCAUCUUGCGUGGGUCUCGGAGAAAUAAAGCCAAGGAUUUGCUGAAGCGCAUUGAAUUGGCUGCCGCAAAGCUUAGGCAUGGAACUACCCUUGAAGAUGUAUGUAAAGAUGACGAGGAUGCAUCCGACAUGGACAAAAAGCCAACCUUUCUUGAUUUGAAGGCCGAAUCUCCUGAUUACAGCGCUGAAAUUCUCCAACUUGAUGCCGAAAUCGACGAUGUACUUCGUGCAAUGCGAAAGUCACAGAAGCUAGAGUUGAAGCUCGCAGAGGAACAACUCCAUGCUAAGAAGAGAAAUCUGCAAAACCUCUAUCAACAACUUCAGAAAGAGCAUUCUGAACUAGCAUGCCUGGAGUUAGAGGCAACAGGUGCUGGUGAACUAAGGAGCACAGUGACUAGCAGGAUAGAUCAGAUAAAUUGGGAGAGGAGGAAACUCGAGCGUAUGAAAAGAGUGGCUAAUGGUUUUGGGAGGACCUCCAAACGCAUUCUCAGGGAACAUUUUGGCUUGGAAGUGGAGAAGAAACCAAGCGUUGGCGGGCCAUCGUGAAGGUGAUAUGCUUGUGUUAGUGUAUCACAGGUUCAUCAAGGUUUUCAUAUUUUGAGUUUUUUUUUUCUUCUUCUUUUUCUGGGUUUGAGCAUUCACCGGACAAUCUGCUGGAGCUAUGACUUUCUGGCUAUUUCUGACAAAGGGACGAGUGUUUUUGCUAGAGAGUAAUUUGGAUAGAGUGCAUAGUGAAUUUACAUGGCAAAGUCUUGUAAGAGUUGGAAAAGGGACCAGUGUGAGUCCCACUGUCCCAGAGACUACAGGAUAUAGAGCAUCAACUUUGACCAACUUAAGGAUUCUUGGUCAUUGGAGUUUCAGUUUAUUUGUAGAGCAAGUUCCUUUGUGGUGUGAACCAUUGUGCUUCUUCCGUGGACAGAACUUUCAUUCGUUGCCAAACUCACUCUGUGAUCUCCUUUCAUUUUCUGAAGAAGAUCCUACUAUGAUUUGUUCGUGAAGAAGUAGCA